Molecule: messenger RNA, 2473 nt
Organism: Malania oleifera
Lineage: Eukaryota; Viridiplantae; Streptophyta; Magnoliopsida; Santalales; Ximeniaceae
Product: pentatricopeptide repeat-containing protein At1g73400, mitochondrial
Exons: 1
Coding region: 349-2076 (575 amino acids)
Molecular function (GO): protein binding
Source: RefSeq, a predicted model, not a curated record
CUUCAGUCGUCGCUCCCGGGCAGGAUACUGAGGUACUGAACAGUAGACUAUUUUUUCGUAGACCUGCUUUUAGUGUUGCACGCUUGCAUUGGUGUGUUUCAACAGGGACAGUGGACGGAAAAGCAGCCUCACCGGCGGCGGACCGCGACUGCCGGCGAUUGUUGAAUCUUCAAUCACGUUACGAAUCUCCGUACGUACAAAUCCUGCUUCGCGUGUUUGAGAGUUUGUGAGGUACAUUUCCAAUUUGCCAUGCGUUUUUUUGCCCCCUAGUUUGAAAUUAGGGUUUUCCAUACGCGUAUUUCAAUUUGGCCGAGCUGUUCAAGUGCAGAUCUUUAGAAAAAUUGUGUUAUGCUGCGAACUAUAGUUGGUUUGCGAAUCAGGCGUCCGGCAUCUAAAUUUACAUCUGCUUCUGAAAGUCCUCUCUCGCUUAACAGUUUCAAUUUCUUUAGGUAUUUGAGUUCUUCACCUGAAGCGAAAUUGCAGUACUCCCCUCGUUCUUGUGUUUCAUUGACGAUUCCCUAUUUUGCUUUUUAUAAAAGCUUACGUACUGUUGAAUUGUGGCUUACCUCACGCUCGUUUUCUUCUGGUGUUGUCUCGUUGGAAAAAGAUGACUUUGGUGCUGGUACAUAUAGGAUUGGGGAAAAUUCUGUAGCCGAUAAGGUAUACCAGAUAAUCAUGGAAAAUUCUAGUGCUGAGCAUAACAUGGAGAAAGCCCUUGACCAAACUGGUGCAAGAUUGACGUCUGCCUUGGUUGUUGAGGUCUUGCGUAGGCUGCAUUUUAAGGAGAAAAUAGCCUUCAGAUUCUUUACGUGGGCGGGCCAUCAAGAAUAUUAUGCGCAUGAGCCACUGGCCUAUAAUGAAAUGAUUGACAUACUAUCUAGUACAAAAUACAAAGUAAAGCAGUUUCGAAUAGUUUGUGAUAUACUCGAUUACAUGAAGAGAAAUAGCAAAAACUCUGUUCCUGUUGAAGUUCUGUUGAGGAUUCUUCAACAAUACACUGAAAAGCAUCUAACCCAUCUUCAGAAAUUUGCCAAGAAGAAGAAGGUAAGGGUGAAGACACAGCCACAUAUUAACGCCUUUAAUUUGCUUUUGGAUGCUUUAUGCAAGUGCAGUCUUGUUGAGGAUGCUGAAGCCAUGUUUAGGAAGGUGAAGAAUUGGGUUAAGCCUGAUGCUAAUACGUAUAAUAUUUUGUUUUUUGGGUGGUGCAGGGUUAGAAAUCCAACAAGAGGAAUGAGGCUGCUGGAAGAAAUGAUCAAAAUGGGUCAUACACCCGAUAAUUUUACUUCUAACACUGCGGUUGAUACCUUCUGUAAAGCUGGGAUGGUGAGGGAAGCAGCUGAAUUCUUUGAGUUUAUGAGAACGAAAGGUUCAACCAUGUCUUCUCCAACAGCGAGAACUUAUGCAAUCAUGAUUAGGGCUCUUGUCCAGAAUGAUAAAAUGGAGGAUUGCUUUAAGCUGAUAUGGGAUAUGAUAAACAGUGGUUGCCUUCCUGAUGUUUCAACAUACAAGGAAGUUAUUGAAGGGAUGUGUUUGGCUGGGAAGGUUGAUGAAGCUUACAAAUUCUUGGAAGAGAUGGGAAACAAAGGUUACCCCCCUGAUAUUGUUACUUACAACUGUUUCCUAAAGGUUCUUUGUGACAAUAAGAGUGGUGAUGAUGCACUUCUGCUUUAUGGAAAAAUGACUGAGGUGGGAUGUGUUCCUAGUGUGCAAACUUUUAAUAUGCUGAUUUCAAUGUUUUUUAAAAUGGGUGAUGCUGAUGGGGCAUUUGAGACUUGGCAUGAGAUGGAUAAGAGGGGCUGUGCACCGGAUAUUGAUUCUUACUGUGUGAUGAUUGAAGGGCUUUUUGGUUGUAAUAAAAUGGAAGAUGCAUCAUUUCUUUUGGAAGAUGUUGUGAACAAGGGAAUGAAAUUGCCAUAUCAGAAGUUUGAUUCCUUUCUAAUGCAUCUCUCAGAUGUUGGUGAUCUCCAGUCAAUCCAUAGACUGUCAGAGCAUAUGAGGAAGUUCUACAACCCUGCAAUGGCAAGACGUUUUGCAUUGGCUCAAAAGCAGAAGAGCGUGAGUUUAAGAGGGAAAUAGGAAAAUUUAGUAGUUAAUGGUGAAAGCAUUGAUUCAGAUUAUUUUUGCAGUACAUUUCCUGUUUUUGAGAUCUAAGUAUGAUGCUGGAGGAACAGGUGGGUGAAAAAUAUGACAUGGGUCUCAUACUUCAUGACCUUGCUAUACAUUGUGGACUGUACAGUAUAGCUGGUGAUUGCUUACUUGAAAGUUUAUUUUGUUUAAGUUUUUAUUCCAUCAAGAUCUGUUUCUUUUGUGGUCUUAUGUAAGCACUGGAAGAGGAUUGUUUGACUUAAUUUUUAUGGAAAUUCUCUCUGUAUUCGCAAGUUAGAGCGUGAGCUGUCUUCAAGGACAGAAGAAACUUUCUGUAUUUGUACUGUUUGUGGUAUAACCUUUUAAUACAGUAUUUCAGUUCAAUGAA